This is a messenger RNA of Rotaria sp. Silwood1, 678 nucleotides long. The record is from the annotation of a GenBank genome assembly. Lineage: Eukaryota; Metazoa; Rotifera; Eurotatoria; Philodinida; Philodinidae.
AUGUAUGUGACUGAUUGUUAUGGUCAUCGUCUUCAAAAAUUUAUAAAUGGCUCAACAGUUGGUGUGACAAUAGCUGGUAUAACUGGAUCAAAUGGUACGGCGCUGAAUCAGUUUAAUUGGCUGCGAUAUUUUUGUCUCGAUCCAACUGAAACAUACUUGUAUAUUAAUGAUAAUAGUAAUCAACGUACUAUGCUCUAUCGAUCUAAUUCAACAACAGGUACUAAUGGUACUAUUGUUGCUGGUGGCAAUAGUAACGGUAAUUCUAAUAUUCAAUUACACUAUCCAUGGGGAAUUCAUUAUCUUCCAUCUAUAAGCACUGAUAUGUAUAUAGCAAACAAUGCUGGUCAUUCGGUGAUGCGAUGGACACCAGGUGCUUCAUCAGGCAUUUUCGUCGCUGGUACAGCUGGCGUAUCAGGUUCUAAUGCCACACUUCUAAAUAGUCCAAUGGGCCUCAAAAUUGAUGCAUAUUUGAAUAUAUAUGUUGUUGACAAAGGAAAUCAUAGAGUACAAAUGUUUUGUCAAAACAGUUCACUUGGUAUUACAAUAGUUGGGACUGGAAUAGCUGGUAACAGUACAACUGAACUAAAUGCCCCAAGAAGCAUAGCAUUUGAUUCAUCAAUGAAUAUGUACAUUGGUGAUACAGGAAAUGUUCGCGUUCAAAAGUUUCUCAAAAUCUAG